Oikopleura dioica is the source of this 1629-nucleotide messenger RNA. The record is from the annotation of a GenBank genome assembly. NCBI's taxonomy places the organism in Eukaryota, Metazoa, Chordata, Appendicularia, Copelata, Oikopleuridae.
AUGCUUUUUGUCGAGAAAGACUCAGCCGAGAAGGAGAUCCUGCGAUUUGUGGCGAAAUUUUGUGGGGCGGAAUAUGAAAUUUGCGAAAAUGAAGAGGAGACGAUUUGGUGCGAGAAACCCGUGAUGAAAGUUGGAAAAAAUGAUUUUGUGGCAAGCUUGCCUUCCAUUUUGCGCUAUAUUGCGAAGUCGAAUGGAUUCAAGAACCUUCUCGGAUGCAAAGGUGCUUGUCUGAAAACUCCCGCUGAAUUCAGUUCACGAACACGAUUGAUACAAGAGUCCCUAACUCAGUACAAGACUGACUUGUCGAAGGUUCUUCUUGGAGUGUCAGAUCUCGAACAGAUCCUUUCUGGGCCAAUAGUUCAACAUAACAUUGACAAGUAUCAAAGACAACUAUUGAAACAUGAACGCGAACUGGAGAGAAAGCGUGACUGGAAUGGUGAACUCAAAGGCAAGCAAGAAAUACCGCUAAAGAAAAUCCCUACAAAAGACUUGCCUGAAUUAGAGCAUGCAUUCUUAGAGGGAAUUCAACUGUCUAUAUCGGACCUGGCAGCCUUUUUACCAGUUGAAAAAGUGAAGGAGAAGAUUGGAGAAAGAGAUUUUAACGAAAAAUUUCCAACAGUAAGGAAAUGGUUCUACAGAUGCACAAGAAUAAUUCAAUCGAAGACCAUCAAUACGGAUAAUUCUAUUUCUGGUUACGAUCCUGUUCUACUCAACGAACCUAUUGCAACUCAGGACUUUGUAGUUAUCGCUCGCCGACAAACUCCUCUGAAGAAGAUUUCUCCUGCACUAGAAAAAGAUGAUAUCAAAAGCGACAUACAUUCCAAGUCGAGCAAAUCAAUGAUUCAAAAACUUGAACUCUCCGCCAAAGUCGACCUUGAAACUGUCAGGAACAAGCUUCCUUCUCCUGACCCUUACUCACACGUGGCAAUUCCAGAUCGCGAUAAAAUCAUCCUUGAUGGAUUUGCAGAUCCUGCAAAAGGCGGUUUAGGGAAAGCAAGAACAGAAAGAAAAUUACUACAGCUUCAGAAUAUGGUGGCUCGUUUGAAAAAAAUGGAUACAAAGGGGAAAAUCAUCGUUGAUUUCUGCGCUGGAGGUGGUCACCUCGGACUCGCUGCUGCGAAGGUCUGUCCAGAAGCGACUAUUGUUCUUGUCGAAACCAAAGAAGAGUCGUUAAAUCGAGCAAGAAGCCGUAUCCAAGAAUGGAAGGUGACAAAUGUGGCCAUUUGUCAGUCGAAUUUGACCCAACUGAACUGCAAAUUUGACAUCGGUCUUGCCGUUCACGCCUGCGGAUCGGCAACUGAUCAGGUCAUUCAAAUGUGUCUCAAGUGGCGAGCUGCAUUUAUUGUCAGUCCUUGCUGUUAUGGAAGAGUUUCUGAUUUGGUUUUGCCUCGGUCGAAAGAAUAUCAGAAACGCAUUUCAUCCCAGGAAAGUCUCUUGUUAGCUCAUGCAGCGGACAUCACUCCAGUUGAUGAGUCCCUGACCAAGACAGGAAAAGAAUGCAUGAAUCUGACGGAUACAGAUAGAAAGCUUAUGUGCGAAGAAAAAGGCUAUGUAGCGACCGUUUAUGAAAUGAUACCGCUUUCUUGUUCUCCGAAAAACAAUUUUAUCGUUGCAGAACCUGCUAAUUAA